Molecule: messenger RNA, 1115 nt
Organism: Ictidomys tridecemlineatus (thirteen-lined ground squirrel)
Lineage: Eukaryota; Metazoa; Chordata; Mammalia; Rodentia; Sciuridae
Source: RefSeq, a predicted model, not a curated record
UGCGCAGCUGACUUAAUGCAAGGAUUCCGCGGCACAGGCCAAGGAGGGCAGGGAGGAAUUGUGGUGCUUGGAAUAAACAGAGCUUAUGGCAAAAAUUCACUUAGUAAAAAUCUUAUAAAAAUGUUAUCAAAAGCUGUGGAUGCCUUAAAAUCUGAUAAGAAAGUUCGGACUAUAAUAAUCAGGAGUGAAGUCCCAGGGAUAUUCUGUGCUGGGGGAACUCAGCGGUUACCAAGGGCCAUCGGGAUGUCUCUGGCCAAGGAGCUCAUCUUCUCUGCACGAGUGCUUGAUGGACAAGAGGCCAAAGCCGUGGGCUUGAUCAGCCACGUCCUGGAGCAGAACCAGGAGGGGGAUGCGGCCUACAGGAAGGCCCUGGACCUGGCCAGGGAGUUUCUACCUCAGGGACCUGUUGCAAUGAGAGUGGCAAAACUAGCAAUUAAUCAAGGGAUGGAGGUUGACUUAGUAACAGGAUUAGCCAUAGAAGAAGCAUGUUAUGCUCAGACCAUUCCAACAAAAGACAGACUUGAAGGUCUUCUGGCUUUUAAAGAGAAAAGGCCCCCACGAUAUAAAGGAGAAUAGAAGAAACAGAAGUUCUAAUGAUACCAUGUGAUCAAUGUACUUCUGGAAGUAUCUUUCAGAUCCACUCUGAUGCCUCAGCACAUGGAAUCUCAAUGACCAAAGGGAAGAGCGAGUUGCUCGUGUCGUGUGUUACGCAUCUGGAAUGGACCCAUAUGUAUACUUCAUGCCAAUGUGUAUCAUGUUAAAUUCAUUCAGAUUUAUAAAGCAAGUAGCAUAUAUCGUCAAAAAACAGGUUAAAAUUUAGGUAUAUGUUUUUAAAUAUUUCCUGCAUAUAAGGCUUUCCGUUCUUAAUUUUUUAAUGUGAAUAAUUUAUAUAUUGCACAUUCUAGGAAAUAAUAUUGAUUGUAUGUCUACUGUGCUGCAUUAAGAAAAUAAAAUUACUUCUGUAUACCAAAAAAAAUGUGAAAUUAUACCAAAUAAAGUUUCUAAGUGGUUAUGCACAUAGGAACAGACACGCAUACAUCUCAACCUGAAAAAAUGAAUUGAUAGAUAGUCUGAGUGAAAACUACCUAAUAUAAAUAAAAUUAGUGAAAAGAAAA